Phacochoerus africanus (Common warthog) is the source of this 2856-nucleotide messenger RNA. It is a transcript of the gene CD34, whose product is annotated as CD34 molecule. Bases 272 to 1306 code for a protein of 344 amino acids. The transcript has 8 exons. Gene Ontology annotation, biological process: cell-matrix adhesion. Gene Ontology annotation, cellular component: membrane. The record is from RefSeq and is a predicted model, not a curated record. NCBI's taxonomy places the organism in Eukaryota, Metazoa, Chordata, Mammalia, Artiodactyla, Suidae.
UGGGGCCCUCGCAAAAUCUUUUUGGCCUUGAAGGACGCAAUCCCAGGCUUCCUCCCGAAGUCCUCCGCCUCUGGGACCAAGCGAGGAAGCUCACGUUAGUGGCAGCCAAGGAGAGGGGCUGGCCGUGCCAGGACUAAAGAGGGAGGGGAAAAAGCAAGUUUCGCCCACCCCACGUUCUUUCGGGCGGAGGGGCGGGAGCAGCGCGUCCAGGCCAGGCCGAGCGGUAUCUUGGGCUCCGGGCAUCUAUCUCUUCGGAAGCGGCGCGGGAAGGAUGCUGAUCCGCAGGGGCGCGCGCGCGGGGCGCUGGAUGCCGCGGGGCUGGACCACGCUCUGCUUGCUGAGUUUGCUGCCCUCUGGGUUCACAGUUGUGAACAGCUCGACUACUGCUUCCACCUCGCCAACUGCCUCUGGGUCAACUCCCACCGAGCCAGCUACCGCAGGGACAGCUAUCACCGGGCCAACUAUCUCAAACAUAUCUUCACCUGUUUCUACAAAUAUAUCCAACCAGGAAACCACAUCAAAUGCUUUCGAAAGUGCCAGCCUCCACACUGUCUCUCAGGGCAGCAGUGGGACCACCGUAGCCAUCUCAGGCCCUACAGUUAAUUUCAUGUCUACCUCGGCGGUCACCCUCGUCCCCGAAACCGUGAACUCUUCUGUCCAGCCCCAGACCUCUCUAGCCACUGUGUCCUCCGCCACCACCAACUUUACAACUUCAGAGGUGACCCUGCAGCCCAGCACGUUCCCAGGAAAUGUUUCAGAUCCCCUAUACAACAGUACCAGCCCUGCGAGAUCCCCCACUAGCCCCGACACAUCCUCUCCUCCUACCCCAGGGAGCCACGAGGGGGAAGUCAAAUGUGCCCAAAUCAAAGAGGUGAAAUUGACCCAAGGUAUCUGCCUGGAGCAAAAUGAGACCUCCGGCUGCGAGAAGUUUAAGAAGGACAAUGGAGAGAAGCUGAUGCAAAUCCUGUGUGGGCAGGAGCAGGCUGAGGCCGGGCCGGGGGUGUGCUCCUUGCUCCUUGCCCAAUCUGAGGUGAAACCUCACUGCCUGCUGCUGGUCUUGGCCAACGGAACAGAACUUAGCAGCAAGUUCCUGCUUCUGGGAAAGCACCAGUCUGAACUGAGAGAGAUGGGCAUCCAAAACUUCUCGAAACAAGAUGUUAGGAGCCACCAGAGCUACUCCCGAAAGACCUUGAUUGCACUGGUCACCUCGGGGAUCCUGCUGGCUGUCUUGGGCACCACUGGCUACUUGCUGAUGAACCGUCGCAGUUGGAGCCCUACAGGAGAAAGGCUGGAGCUGGAACCCUGACCGCUCUUCAGGAAGAAAGGAGCCUGCACAGGCAGCUGCAACCUCCCUCUCCCCACUUCCGUCCCCUCCCCAGCCCCACCUCGCUCCCCUGCUUACCAGAUAAUGCUCCUUUAUUUAUAUACCGUCUAGGGCGAAGACCCUUAUUACACGGAGAACGGUGGAGGCCAGGGCUAUAGCUCAGGCCCUGGGGCCUCCCCUGAGGCUCAGGGAAAAGCCAGUGUGACUCGAGGGGCUCAGGAGAACGGCACCGGCCAGGCCACCUCCAGAAACGGCCAUUCAGCGAGACAACCCAUGGUGGCAGAUACUGAACUGUGACUGGGCUGGGUGGGGCGAGGCUGGGGAAGGGGCCCUCCCAGCCUCUGAACGUGUGCUGCCUCUCUUCCCUGCUCCCCUUUCCCGCUGCACACUCCCGUGGAGGCCGUCCCUGGGACCCUGCACUGAUCUCGGGGAGAGGCAGGCCACCCUGCCCUUUACACACGUGGCUCCUUGCGCCCAGCCUCUGAGUUGCUCAGAGUUGGGGGGGGAUGGGGAAGCCCAUGUGCAAAGCAACUCCUGAGGAGUUGAUGGCCUCACGGCGUUCACACGGGGGCUCCCUGCCCUCCUCUCUGCCUCACUGCAGGAACUCCCAGGGGAAAGCACGGGCUUUUCUGAGCUGUAAUUUCCUCCCAGAAGUCUUUGCCUUCUACCGUCUUUGUUCCUUAUAUUUUCUUUCUCUACUUUAGGGAAACCAAAGCAACCCCUGCACCUGCUCCUUUGUAAUGAUAUAGCCAGGAAACCUUGUGUUAAACCAUCUCCCUCAUCUUCCCUCUGAGUCACUGUGGAUUCGGUCACCAGCCCCCCUCUUGCUUUCCACGUUCCCAGAGCUGCACAGGUACCCCCGCAUCUGUGGACAGAGGCCUGCACAGAUCUCUGGCGGAGGCUGGAACUAGACUCCCAGUUUGAGAGCGAUGCCCAGUGUCUGUGUGUUUGGGGGACAGGGUAGGCACACAUGGACAUGCGUGUUCCCACUCAUGGGGCAGGUGGGUGAGGGCACACAGCUCGGUCUCUGCAGGGAGCCUCUGCUUGGGCUGCUCUUUCUCCCUGUGGUUCUGAGGGGGCUGGACGGUGGCAGCAGAUCUCCAAGCCAUGCCUCUUGACUGUGCCCUUCUGAGGAAAUCUCGUGCCCUGAGCCUAGGGUCCUGGCCUCAUCCUCUGCCUCAAUGGCUUCCUCCCUCCUCUCCCUGACUCCUGGGUCGGGCCAUGGCCUCAGUUUCCCAGCAGAUUCCAUUCUGUCUCUGCCUUUGCCACCCUCACCCCGCUCACGGCUCUGCACCCCACGCGGUCAGGGCCCCAGGACAUCUCCAGAGGACCCCCUCUGAAAGCCACCUUCUCUGUAGGUGACCCAGGUCCUUGUUUUUUGUUUCUAUGUUUUUGUUUUUUUUCGGGAGGGGUGACCCAAGAAUCCUGACGAUUGGAAAUAGAACUUUCCAGAGAUAAGAAGAUGGGUGAAUUUUUUUUUCUGAAUAAAGAAUGGUAUUUGUAGAUACUGUAAUUAAAGUGAUACUGAAACA